Molecule: messenger RNA, 1732 nt
Organism: Malaclemys terrapin pileata
Lineage: Eukaryota; Metazoa; Chordata; Testudines; Emydidae
Gene: HNRNPA0
Product: heterogeneous nuclear ribonucleoprotein A0
Exons: 1
Coding region: 274-1197 (307 amino acids)
Molecular function (GO): RNA binding
Source: RefSeq, a predicted model, not a curated record
AGCAGCACCAGUUGCCGGCCGAACGCCUGAGGAGCAGCAGCCGCCAUUUUGUGCGUGUCGGUGUGCUCCCCCACCCCCAGGCCCCUUUUCUGUGGUACCGGCGGCGGCCAGGUCGCUGGCGAGGCGAGGCCACGCCAAGGAGGAGCCGCGGCAGCUGCUGCUGCUGUCUGGAAGUUGCGGUGCUCGUUGAACGUGGAGAGGCCUGAGCUUCCCCCCAGCAGGAGGCGGAGUCUCGGCGCCAGGCCUAGGCGCAGCCCCGGCGGAGGCGGCAGCAUGGAGAAUUCGCAGCUGUGCAAGCUGUUCAUCGGCGGCCUGAACGUGCAGACCACCGAGGCCGGGCUCCGGGAGCACUUCGAGGCCUACGGCACCCUCACCGACUGCGUGGUCGUGCUCAACCCGCAGACCAAGCGCUCCCGAUGCUUCGGAUUCGUCACCUACUCGGCUGUGGAGGAGGCCGACGCCGCCAUGGCCGCCUCCCCCCACGCCGUGGACGGCAACGCGGUCGAGCUGAAGCGGGCCGUGUCCCGGGAGGACUCGGCCCGGCCGGGGGCCCACGCGAAGGUGAAGAAGCUCUUCGUGGGCGGUCUAAAGGGGGACGUGGGCGAGGGGGACCUGGUCCAGCACUUUAGCCAGUUCGGCCCGGUGGAGAAGGCCGAGAUCAUCGCCGACAAACAGAGCGGCAAGAAGCGCGGCUUCGGCUUCGUCUAUUUCCAGAACCACGACGCCGCCGACAAGGCCGCCGUAGUCAAGUUCCAUCCGAUCCAGGGCCACCGCGUGGAGGUCAAGAAGGCCGUGCCCAAGGAGGACAUCCAGUCGGGCGGGGGCGGCGGUGGCUCCUCUAGGCCUUCCCGGGGCGGCAGGGGAGGAGGACGAGGACGGGGCGGCGGCGGAUCCGGCAACCGGGACCACAACGGUCUCUCCAAAGGAGGCGGCGGCUAUAAUAGCUACGGAGGCUACGGCGGAGGCGGCGGCUACGGAUCUUACAGCAGCGGCUCCUACGGAGGAGGUGGUGGAGGCGGAGAUUACGGCAACGGGUACGGCGGGUUCGGCAGCUACAGCCAACAUCAGUCCUCCUACGGCCCCAUGAAGAGCGGCGGAGGAGGCGGAGGAGGGGGCGGCAGCUGGGGAGGGCGCAGUAACAGUGGACCGUACAGAGGAGGCUAUGGUGGGGGAGGGUAUGGCGGCAGCUCCUUCUAACCGGCGGCGCCCAUACCCAUUGGGGGUGGCAUGGAGAGCCCUCCCUUUGUUACGGGGCAGCUUCUAAUGGUUUCUCCCCUCACUCGCCUAAGGGCAGUUCCUAGUAAAUGCCUCCCCUGCUGUGGGAGCAGCUCCUAAAUGCCCUCUGGGGGUCGCCUCUGCCUGUGCCACUUCUUUCUCUCUGAAGAUGGACUGGGCCCCACACACACAUACUUUGUGUUACAGUCAUUGAUGGACUCUAUUUUUUUAUUAUUACUUGGACCUUGGUCGUUUUUAUACUAGCAAUGAAAAUGUCUUGUUUUAAUUUGUUUUUUGGGGUGUGGGGUGGGCAAUGUCUUGCUGAUUCUGACGUAAAAACUGGGGAGGGAGAUGGGGGGGGGGAAUUUACUUUGUUGUAAGGACUCGAUACCUGGCUACUACAUUUUUUCCCUACAAAAUCUGCUCGGAUCCAUGACUGAAAUUAACAUUUCUGUAAAGGAGGAAAAAAUCGUUUUUACGUUUUUUAUUUUUUAAAUAAAUCAUUGUGUUCAUUGAC